UUCACCCCAAUGGCUUGAAACCUUGGCAGUGAUUGUGUCCGUCACUCCAAAGGCUUGAAACCUUGGCAGUGAUUGUGUCCGUCACCCCAAUGGCUUGAAACCUUGGCAGUGAUUGUGUCUUUCACCCCAAUGGUUUGAUUUCUUAGCAAGGGGCUUUCGUCAUUUUCUUAUAUUAGGACAUUUUUUUUUUAAUACCUUUCACUUUCUUAGGCACUGCGCCUCGGACUUCCCCAGCUGCCUCGCAUAUGCCAUUGGCUACCUUUAAGGAUCAUGCCACAUUGCAAAAUCCGUGGUCCGCUUGUGGGAAUCACAACUUGUCUUCUCCCCUACCUAAGUCUCUUCAAGCCGUACACCAAGAAAAUACUUCUGACACAUUGGAAGAGACAGACGAAAUUACUUCUGAUACGUCGGAAGAGGCCCAAAUUCUUGCAGACUUACUUGAAGCAAAUGGGGUUAACAAAUUAUUUGACAAACUUGAAGCACCCUUUGCUUUAUCUAGCCUUAUUUUGGGAACUUCCUCUAAUGAAGCAUCUCCUUCUAUUUUCACAGAAAAUACUACUGACACAUUGGAAGAGACAGACGAAAUUACUUCUAAUACGUCGGAAGAGGCCCAAAUUCUUGCAGACUUACUUGAAACAAAUGGGGUUAACAAAUUAUUUGGCAAACUUGAAGCACCCUUUGCUCCAUCUAGCUUUCUUUUGAGAACUUCCUCUAAUGAAGCAGCCACCCAUAUUCAGAAAGGUCUUAUUAUUUCUCUCCAAUCAAUGACGGAUGUUAAUGGCAUGAUUGCUGUAGCAAACAACGUUUUCAUGAUUUUGAAGAGUUUGGGUAUAGACUUCAUCUCCUUUUACGAGAAUGUGAAGAUAUUCCUUGGGUGCUUUGCUUUGAAAACCCAACUUGCAGAUUCUUCAAACUUGUCUACUGCAGAAUUUGAGGCCCAAUAUUACGAGAAGAAACUUCAUUUUGACAAAGUUUCUGGCGAACAUGAACAGUUGUCUGCUUCAAUUAUCAAGUCGGAUGAGCACAUCGCGGGUCUUAAUCAAAGGAUUAUUCAAACCAAAGAGUUACUUAAACAAGCGGAACAUGCAUCAUUUAUGUGUGAUUUUGCAUAA
Messenger RNA from Camellia sinensis, 1112 nucleotides. The record is from RefSeq and is a predicted model, not a curated record. Lineage: Eukaryota; Viridiplantae; Streptophyta; Magnoliopsida; Ericales; Theaceae.